AUGAGCGAACUUUCAGAUCCCGCGGCUGAAGUGGCCAGAGAGGAGGACCUACGCACAAUCUGGAGUUGGAACGCUACCGUACCUAGAGCGGUAGAAGACUGCGUCCAUGACCUGAUUGUUGGGCAGAUGCUCCCGGAAGCGGCCGCCGUGUGUGCCUGGGAUGGUGAGCUGACAUACAAUGAGUUGGACUCGUUAUCGACACGGCUAUCGUACCGCCUAGUCGAGCUGGGGGUUGGGCCCGAGGUCAUAGUACCCCUAUGCUUUGAGAAGUCGAUGUGGAUGCCGGUAGCAAUGUUAGGGGUGAUGAAAGCCGGCGGUGCAUCGUGUGCGAUAGACAUCACACAGCCUAGAGCGCGGUUGCAGGCCAUCAUACAACAAAUACAACCGCAGAUUGUGCUAUCGUCGGUUGCCAACAGAGCCCUAGCCACAAGCAUCUCCGACAGCAUCAACGUUGUUACUUUUGGAAAGGGUGACUUCGAUCACCUGCCAUCAAUAUCGCAAACGAUGCCAUCAACACCUGCUAGGCCAACAAACUCCUUAUACAUUGUGUUCACGUCGGGCAGCACAGGCACGCCUAAGGGGGUGGUCAUCACACAUACCAACUUUAGUAGUGCUCUGUUUCAUCAAAACGAGCAGCUAGGCUUCAAGAGACAGUCGCGAGUCCUUGAAUUGGCAUCCUAUGCUUUCGACGCGGUGUGGUACAACACACUACACACGUUUUACGCAGGCGGUUGUCUCUGCAUACCAUCUGAAGACGACAGACGGAACGACUUGGCAGGAUGUAUUCGCCGCCUCCGCCCGAAUUUCAUCAAUCUCACGCCGAAACUAUGCGAAUUUCUCGACACCACCUCUCUCCAAGGCUUAGAUAUGAUCGAGCUAGCAGGAGAACAAGCGGACCCUAGACAAGUCCUCAGAUUAAGGGAAAUGGUACCGGUGCGCUUCGCAUAUGGCCCAGCCGAGUGCUCCAUACUCUCCACCGUGUCCGAAAAUGGUGUAUCAUGCUCUACUAUCGGACGCGGACUCGGGGUGCGGACUUGGGUUGUAAAUGCCGAUGACCCCCGCACGCUGGUAUCAGUAGGCUCUAUCGGCGAGCUUUGGAUCGAGGGCCCGUUGGUGGGCCAAGGAUACUGGAAUGACCGAGAGAAGACUGCAGCAGCCUUUGUCGAGAACCCACCUUGGCUAUUGCAAGGUGGCCCGGAUGUUCCUGGUCGGCCCGGGCGUUUAUAUCGGACCGGAGAUCUAGUGCGAUAUGGUGAAGAUGGUUCGCUGCUGUUUGCCGGUCGAAAGGACUCGCAAGUCAAGAUCCGCGGGCAGCGUGUGGAACUGGGUGAGGUGGAGCACCAGAUACUCCACAGCCUUCCGGGUGGCUUGGAUGCUGAGGUGGUAGCGGAUGUUAUUAAACCCCAGGAUAGCGACAGCGUGAUGCUUAUAGCAUUCCUGAAAGCGACACAAGGUGCCGAGGCGGCGGCAGCAUCUCUGGAAGAGAAGUUAACGGCGCUGCUCCCCGCGUAUAUGAUCCCAUCUGCUUACGUCGCGGUGGAUGAGAUACCCCUGACCCAGACCGGUAAGACAGAUCGACGAAAGUUACGCGAGCUCGGUGCUUCGUUCACCUUGGAGCAUUUAGCUAGGAUAAACCUGGCCCGAGGCGAAUGGAGGGAGCCGCAGACGGCCACCGAGAGGCAGCUUCAAAAGCUUUGGGCCUCUGUACUUGGGAUCAACGCUAGUAGCAUCGGGGCGACAGAUAGCUUCCUACGAAUAGGGGGCGACUCCAUUAAAGCCAUGCGACUGGUCGCUGCGGCGCGCGAGGGGUCCCUCUCUCUCACGGUGGCAGAUGUCCUCAAGAGACCCAGAUUGCGUGAUCUCGCAGUCGUUGUGGGCCAAAUAUCUUCAGAGGAAACUUUGGACGAGCCUGUCAAGCCCUUUUAUCUACUGGGCGAGAGAGAAAAGACGCGAACGAGCGAGAUUGCGGCGAGUCUAUGCGGCGUAGAGCCGUCUCAAGUCCAGGACGCGUUCCCGUGUACGCCGAUGCAGGAAGGUCUACUCGCACUAACAGCGAGGCGAGCAACCAACUAUGUGAUACGAGUUGCAUUAGAACUGAGGCCAACAGUUAACAUAGACCACUUCAAGGAUGCGUGGGAAGAGGUCGUGUCGAAGUCACCGAUCCUGCGAACGCGAAUCGUCGAUUUAAGAAAAGAAGGACUAACGCAGGUGGUUGUCGACGAGCCGACAGAGUGGAUUCCAGGGACAAACCUCGGUGCUUAUACAGAGGCAGACGCGCGACGCACGAUGGGCCUGGGAACGUCUCUGGCACGAUUUGGACUCAUUAACGAAGAAGAGAGUGGGAGGAGGUUCUUCGUAUACACGAUACACCAUUCCUUGUGUGACGGCUGGUCCGUACCACUACUACUCGAGAUGGUAGAGAAGACCUAUCGCAAAGAGUCAAUUGGGCCGUUACCCCUGUUCCAAUCAUUUAUCAAGCAUGUCCGAAGUGUCGACGAGGACCUCGCAGCGACUGUCUGGCGCAAGCAGCUGGACGGAGUAAAGGCACAGCCAUUCCCGCAGUUGCCGUCAGUAACUCAUCGGCGUAGAGCGGACAUGGAGAUGGCACACAAUAUUACGGAACUGUGUUGGCCACGGAAAGAUGUCACGCCGUCGACACUGAUACGGACAGCCUGGGCAAUGGUGACUGCACAGUACACCGGCUCAAACGAUGUGAUAUUCGGGGCAACAGUGUCGGGGAGACAGGCGGCGGUAUCGAGGAUUGAACGGAUGACAGGUCCAACAAUCGCGACGGUCCCCGUUCGGGUGGUUUUGGAUCCCGAGCAGAGUGUAGAUGAGUUGCUUGCCCGUAUACAGGAGCAAGCUAUAGAGACAGUAGCCUUUGAGCAAAUGGGGCUGCAAUGGAUUCGACGCUUAAAUGACGAUGCUGACCGGGCAUGCCAGUUUCAGACAUUACUCGUUAUUCAACCCGCAACCCCAGGAACAGAGGAGCAGAGCAUGUUAUUUACAAAACAUGCCGACGAAAACUGGGAGCUAGGUGUAUUUAACCCAUACGCGAUGCUCCUAGAAUGCAGGUUGCAGGAUAAUGGUGUCGGCCUCCGCGUCAGCUUUGAGUCAGCCGUACUCAGGGAGGAACAAGUAAAGAGAACAAUGCACCAAUUUGAACAUGUUCUCCGGCAACUGUGCGCUCCCAUGAGUGGUAAGGCGAAAUCGGCGGCGGUGAUGAUGGUCAGCAAACAAGACCUGCGAGAUAUCUGGACCUGGAAUGCUUCCGUGCCCAAGGGAGUAGAAGCAUGUGUACACGAUCUGAUCGCUAAGACGAUGAGAAAGCAGCCAGCCAUGUCGGCGGUAUGUGCGUGGGACGGGACGCUCACGUACGGCGAGCUGGACAUAUUGUCUAGACGGCUAGCCCACCGCCUUGUUCGGCUUAGAGUUGGGCCGGGAGAUAUUAUUCCUCUAUGCUUUGAGAAGUCAAUGUGGGCGCCGGUCGUGAUGCUGGGGGUAUUGAGGGCCGGGUGUGCCUUCGCGAUAGUCCCUCCAUCUCUGCCAAAGGGUAGGCUGAGAUCGAUGAUUGAAGCCAUCAACCCGAAAAUUAUUGUCGCCUUCCCACAACACGCCAGCCUCUUCUCGGAAGAUGUUCCGGUUAUAUCCCCCCAAGAUACGCGCGAGGACACAGGUUGUGAUUACUUACCGUCGCGCUGUGUUCAGCCACACAGCACCGCAGCGGUGCUCUUCACCUCUGGUACGACUGGGACACCGAAAGGCAUAGUGUUAGAUCAUCGGUGUCUCUCAACCACGGCGCAGUAUCUCGGCAGGGAUUUUAAAGCUAGCACGCGAACUCGCGUAUUCCAAUUCGCAUCAUACCUAUUUGACGUAAGCAUCCACGAAACUUUUAUGACCUUCUUAUACGGCGGCUGCCUUUGCGUCCCCUCCGAGUCGGACAAGGAGAACAACACCAGCGAAGCUCUGGUGCGAUUCCGGGCCAACUGGGCAUGUUUAUCGCCGUCAGUAGCCAGGGCUAUCCCAACAGAGAGCGUCCGCACGCUAGACACCCUCGUGUUUGCCGGAGAGGCUUUGAAAGAAUCGGACGUCUCUCGGUGGGCAGGCAUAGCCGAGGUGUUUAAUUGGUAUGGCCCAGCUGAAUUUUCGUUAUGCGCGAGCACCCCCGUGAAUCCUGCAACAUGGAGUGGCGGUUCGAUCGGAUCAGGCUCUUCCGGUACAUGCUGGGUGAUAGAGAAGGAUGAACCAAAUUCCUUGACCCCUAUAGGAGCCAUUGGAGAACUAGCUGCCGAGGGUCCCGGGAUCAUGAGGGGGUAUCUCAACGACCCCGAGAAGACAGCCGCAGUGAUCAUUGAGAAUCCGCCCUGGUUGGUACGAGGCAAUCCCGAAACGAACCGUCCCGGUCGGCACGAUCGCCUGUACCGUACCGGCGAUCUUGUGCGUUACAACACAGAUGGCUCGCUUACGUAUAUUGGCCGGAAGGACGCACAGGUCAAGAUUCGUGGGCAGCGGGUAGAAUUAGGCGAUGUCGAACACCACGUGCUCGAGAAUCUCGACUCGAUAGACUCGAAAGACAAGCAGGCCAUAGCUGAAGUCCUUUCUCCUAGUGGGAGUAGCAAUCCUACCUUGGUGGUCUUCAUCCAAACCAGCGAAAGGAACCAAAGCCAGGAGGUGAGGCCUAUCGAAAGGCACUUUCUGGCCGGGUUGGAGAAGAGGCUAAGUGAGGUGUUGCCGCGUCAUAUGAUUCCCUCGGCAUAUAUUGCAAUAGGAAGGAUACCGAUAACGGCAAAUGGCAAGGCGGACAGACAAAAAUUGCGCGAGAUCGGAAGUUCAUUCACGACGGAGGAGCUGACAUCGUUCAAUCGGACCAAGGGCGAGCGGCGACAGCGGCGGCCCUUUACGUUAACGGAGAGACAAAUGCAAAAGCUCUGGGCGCGGAUCCUGAAGGUCGGAGACAAUAUCGCGGUCGAAGACAGCUUUCUCCAGAUAGGCGGUGACUCCAUCGCAGCAAUGCGCCUUGUAGCUGCGGCACGCGAACACGGCCUAUCCUUCACAGUCGCGGACGUGUUCAAGAGACCGCGACUAUGCGACCUCGCUGCAGUCGCGGUGGCCGUAGUACGUCCCAAGGAAAAGGCGGCGAAGGUAGCCGUCGAGGCCUUUUCACUGCUCAGUCCCAAGAAGGACCUCGAUGCGUUCCUCCGCCGCGAGGUCUUCCCACAACUUCGAUCGGCGUACACUUCGGUAUCUGAUGCUCUCCCUGUCACGCAUUGGCAAGCUACUUGCAUCAGCCUCGCUCUCAAGAGUCCGCCCCAGCAGUGGCAUCAUUUCCUAGUCGACCUGCCUCCGGAGAUCCGUACUGCUCGAGUAGAUAAGUGCUGCGAGAGCAUUUGGACCAACUUCGAUAUCCUCAGGAUGAUCUUUAUUCGCUGCGGUGAUCGAUAUCUUCAAGUUUUAGCCGAAGGGAUUCCGCCGGCGAUUCUUCACCACACCACCACCAGGAGUAUCGACGAACUGACCGCCGAAAUUUGUGAUGAGGAUCUUCGGCAACCAGGUGUCCUCGGAACCCCUUUCACGCGAUUCCACGUCCUCUCAGGUCCCCAGGGCGCAUUGAGGCUAGUAAUCAGGCUAUCGCACGCCCAAUACGACGGCACAACCCUCAUUCACAUGAUGCGCUUCCUCGGUGCCCUUUACAACCACGAGGCGCUGCUGCCCACACCCAGCUUCUCGGCUUUCGUCCAGCAUACCUUUGAAAAUCAGCGUGCUAGCCACAGGUACUGGAAAUCAUUCCUCCGGGACUCGUCUCUCACAAAGCUCGAGCCAGAACCAAUCUGCCGCGGUCCGAGGGGAAAAUCCAGCCCGAUCGUCAUAGAGAAGCUGGUUGACGCGCCGCGUCCGGUCAACGGAUUCACUCCCGCAACCAUCUUCACCUCCGCAUGUGCAGUUUUCCUCUCGAAAGUCACAUACUCUUCAGAUGUCACCUUCGGACGAUUGGUGUCUGGGCGGGCCAUGGUCCCCGUCCAUCUACGAGACACGGCCGGCCCUUGCGUCAACAUCAUCCCUGUCAGGGCCCGUUUCCGCAACGAAGAAUCACUCCACGGCGUGCUGAAGUCCAUCCACGACCAGCACAUUGAUAGCCUCCCUUUCGACACGAUCGGCUUCGACGAGAUUGCCGAACAUUGCGCCGAUUGGCCGUCCAGCGCGCGGUAUUUCGGGUGCGUGGCGCAUUACCAGGACCUAGGCGACGCAGAGGAGGAGAUAGGGGGAUCUGCCCGUAGACUAGAGUGUUACGAGGGAAAUAGGGCAGACACGAAGAUGAUGGAAGACGACGUGGUCAUGGUCCUAGCAAAACCUGUAGGGAAUCGCCUCAAGUUAGAAUUAGCAGUAAAUGGAGGGCACUAUACAGAAGAGACGGUGAGGGAAUGGUCUGAAAUGCUCGGCGCGGCGAUUGAAGCCUUCGGACAGGUCACGCAAGUUGGUUGA
Molecule: messenger RNA, 6480 nt
Organism: Durotheca rogersii
Lineage: Eukaryota; Fungi; Ascomycota; Sordariomycetes; Xylariales; Xylariaceae
Product: nonribosomal peptide synthase
Exons: 3
Coding region: 1-6480 (2159 amino acids)
Biological process (GO): secondary metabolite biosynthetic process; amino acid activation for nonribosomal peptide biosynthetic process; methylation
Cellular component (GO): cytoplasm
Molecular function (GO): nucleic acid binding; phosphopantetheine binding; methyltransferase activity
Source: RefSeq, a predicted model, not a curated record